This is a messenger RNA of Hyaloscypha bicolor E, 897 nucleotides long. Its product is annotated as kinase-like protein. Lineage: Eukaryota; Fungi; Ascomycota; Leotiomycetes; Helotiales; Hyaloscyphaceae. Gene Ontology annotation, biological process: protein phosphorylation. The record is from RefSeq and is a predicted model, not a curated record. The annotation marks the transcript as partial. Gene Ontology annotation, molecular function: ATP binding; protein kinase activity. The transcript has 5 exons.
ACGUAUACCAUUCAGGAGGUGCUUGCUGAACAGCGGGUACCUUUAUUAUGCGUCUACCGUGCCAGCGCCGACAGACAGAACUUCAUUGUCAAAAAUAUGAUAACAGGCGAAUACAAGUAUCAACAAGAUCUGCAGAAGCCCUUGGCCUCGUGUCCUAACUUGCGGACCGUGGUUGAUGUCCCUGAGUUGUUUAUCUACCCAUUUUUGGAAACCGAUUUUCUUCAGUUUAGUCAGAAGAACUUGACCGAGGCAACGAGGAGAAGCAUGCUCAAGAGUGCUCUUGUUGGCCUAGCUACCCUUCAUGAGAGAAACAUCAUUCAUACUGCAACAGAUAUAAAACCAAAUAAUAUUCUCUUGGCCUAUGAGCAGACGGAUGGCACAUUCUCUAUCAAGAGGGUCCAGAUAUCGGACCUGGAGGAUGCGGUUGUUCUUCCCCCUGGAAAAUACUUGAGGGAAGCGCUGUGCGGUAACCAGAUGUGGAGGAGCCCUGAGUCCUGGGCCCGAGCAGCCCAAGGGACUCCAUCAGACAUCUUCUCCUUUGGAAUUGUGUGUAUUUACGUGAUGCUGAAUGACAUGGUUCUUCGCGCCAGCGAUGAGGAGUUGGCCGCGAGCGACUCGUGGCGGUACGUUCUUCGACGACAGAUAUCUUUCUUUGGCGAAGAAGAAGGCUUUAAGGGCUUGCUACAAUGGGUCGGCGAGAAGAGCCCAUUCUUCGAACGCCUUGUUAAUAUCGCGGGGAGCUUCGACUCGGCGAAUCCUCGAAAGCCGUUCGAGAGGUGGUAUUUUGUGAACGCGCAGUUCCGUGACCUUGUUUGCAGGAUGACAAAUUUGGAUCCGGCGAGGAGGAUCACAGCGCGCGAGGCACUGGAGCAUCCGUGGUUUGCGCAGAGCGACUGA